Messenger RNA from Coprinopsis cinerea okayama7#130, 1605 nucleotides. Its product is annotated as coatomer beta' subunit. The transcript is spliced from 5 exons. NCBI's taxonomy places the organism in Eukaryota, Fungi, Basidiomycota, Agaricomycetes, Agaricales, Psathyrellaceae. The record is from RefSeq and is a predicted model, not a curated record. The coding region runs from base 1 to 1605 and encodes 534 amino acids. Gene Ontology annotation, molecular function: structural molecule activity; protein binding. Gene Ontology annotation, biological process: intra-Golgi vesicle-mediated transport; intracellular protein transport; endoplasmic reticulum to Golgi vesicle-mediated transport. Gene Ontology annotation, cellular component: COPI vesicle coat.
AUGCUCUUCGACGUUACAAAAAAACUCUUCGCGCGCAGCGACCGCGUCAAAGCCGUCGAUUUCCACCCAACCGAGCCGUGGCUCCUCUGCGCACUGUACAACGGGACAGUCCAGAUCUACAACCACACCACCGGCUCGCUGAUCAAGUCGUUCGAAGUCGCCGAGGUCCCGGUCCGCACUGCGAAAUUCAUCGCCCGCAAGAACUGGUUCGUUGCGGGCAGCGAUGAUUUCCAGCUGCGGGUGUUCAAUUAUAACACGCACGAGAAGGUGGCGAGCUUUGAGGCGCACCCGGAUUAUAUCCGGUGUUUGACGGUGCACCCGACGUUGAGCAUUGUCCUGACUGGUAGCGAUGAUAUGACUAUCAAGGCUUGGGAUUGGGAGAAGGGCUGGAAGUGUAUCCAGGUAUAUGAAGGGCAUACGCAUUAUAUCAUGUCCCUCCAAUUCAAUCCUAAAGAUUCCAACACCUUCAUCUCCGCCUGUCUCGACCGCACGAUCAAAAUCUGGUCGCUCGCCUCCGGGUCGUACUCCUCGACGACGACCUCGCCCAACCUCACCCUCGAAGCACACGACAAGGGCGUCAACUACGUCGACCUGUACCCUCUCUCGGACAAACCCUACCUCGCAACCUGCGGCGACGACAAGACCGUCAAAGUCUACGACUACCUCUCCAAAUCCUGCGUCCAAACCCUCGAGGGGCACACCAACAACGUCUCCUUCGCCGUCUGGCUCGAGGGGAUGCCGCUGAUUGUGAGCGGCAGCGAGGACGGGACGGUGAAGAUCUGGAACGCCAACACCUACCGGAUUGAGAACACGUUGAAUUAUGGGUUGGAGCGGGCGUGGUGCGUCGCCCUCCGUAAAGGCGCGAAUGAGAUCGCGGUUGGGUUCGACGAGGGCGUCGUGAUCGUCAAGCUCGGCCGGGACGAGCCCACCUACAGCAUGGACCCCUCCGGCAAACUGGUAUACACGAAGAACCAAGAAGUCGUCUCUGGCAACCUCGCCACCCUCGAGAACGUCGCUGCUACAGACGGCGCUCGGAUCCCCUUGAGUACGAAGGAUAUCGGGACGACGGAGAUCUUCCCGAAUGCGCUGGUGCAUUCGCCGAAUGGCCGGUUUGUGACUGUCGUGGGUGAUGGGGAGUAUAUUAUUUAUACGGCGUUGGCGUGGAGGAACAAGUCGUUUGGGAGUGCGGUGUCGUUUGCGUGGGCUCCGGAUUCGUCGACGUAUGCGGUGUUGGAGUCGAAGGUCAAACUCAAACUCUUCAAAAACUUUAAAGAAAAGACGGGUGCGGGUGGGAUCAUGAAAGGUGCUGGCUCGUGGGCUCUGGAGCAGGUCUAUGGCGGGCCUGUACUCGGCGCGCGCGGGAACGGGUUUGUGAUCUUCUGGGAUUGGGAGAGUGGGGAGGUGGUGAGGAGGGUGGAUGUUGAUGCUAAGAAUGUAUUCUGGUCCACCACUUCAACCCACGUGGCCAUCUGCACCGACGACUCGUUCUACGUCCUGAAAUACGACCGGGAUGCCUAUACUGAUACCCUAGAAAGUGGGGUUGAAGUUGGAGAUGAGGGCGUUGAAGAGGCGUUUGAGGUUGUUGGGGAGGUUGGGGAUUGGUGA